Lagopus leucura (white-tailed ptarmigan) is the source of this 2819-nucleotide messenger RNA. It is a transcript of the gene GRAMD2B, whose product is annotated as GRAM domain containing 2B. The transcript has 14 exons. Lineage: Eukaryota; Metazoa; Chordata; Aves; Galliformes; Phasianidae. The record is from RefSeq and is a predicted model, not a curated record. The coding region runs from base 44 to 1294 and encodes 416 amino acids.
CCCGUCCCGCCGCGGCGGCGGAGGGUCGCGCAGUGCGGUGCCGAUGGUGCUCAUGCCGGAGCAGCGCUGCGAUGCGGAGGAGUGGAAGGCUGGGCGGCAGGCCGGCCGCCGGGAGCACAGGAGCGCUCUGCAUCUUUCUGAUGUAGAAAAUGGAACGAGUGAAAGAAGAAAGCCAGGAAAAUCACCUCCUGUUUCGCUGCAAACUCCUACCAGUGAAGUGGAACAUUUUGAUGAUGGAAAGAAAGUUGAUUUUGCUAGGACAAAGAGCAGUACAGAAAGUCCACUCCUGACAGUGGAAAGCAAGAAUGAUUCCAAAAUUGAAAGGAAAAAACAUAUCUCAAAUCAGCUGAAGGCAAAUGCACACUUUCAUAAGCUGUUUCUGGAUGUUUCCAUUGAUGAGCCACUAAAACAAAGUUUUACCUGUGCUCUCCAGAAAGAAAUUCUUUAUCAAGGAAAGCUGUUCCUUUCUGAAAACUGGAUUUGCUUCCAUUCCAAGGUUUUUGGUAAAGACACUAAGAUCAGCAUACCUGUGCUCUCAGUGACACUUCUGAAGAAAACCAAGACUGCCCUUCUUGUGCCAAAUGCUCUGAUCAUAGCAACAGUCACAGACAGAUAUAUGUUUGUCUCCUUACUCUCCAGAGAUACAACCUACAAGCUAUUAAAAUCUAUAUGUAGACAUCUUGAGGAUACGAGUAUGGGCAACAGUCCCAGUCCAUCUUCUGUUGAAAAUAGCUUCAGGGCUGAUCGUCCUACAACUCUGUCCCUGGAUUUCAAUGAAGACUAUUCUGAUCUGGAUGGAAUAGUACAGGAGCAGAGACAAGAGAUGGAGGAGUCCAGCAGCACAGGCUCACAGACCCCGGAGCUGGAACGCUUCCAAGAUUAUCGCGUUGUUGAGACACAGACUCACUUGAAAGUUUCAAAGACUGAAACAAAGUCUGUCCGUUCUGAUGCACGCAGUAAAUGGGCAUCUGAAGGAAAAGCCAGGAACUGCCUUCGAAAUGCAGGUCAUUCUGAACCUUUCAGAUUCUUUCACAAGGAUAAGUUACAGAAGCUCUUAUCUCUGAACCACAUACUUAUAUUUUAUGCAGUUCUUGUCUGUGUUUUAAUAUUUUCUACCUUCUACAUGAGAUACAAAAUCAAUGUCCUGGAAGAACGUCUUAUCUCCAUUGCAUCUUUUGAUUCACAUUUUAAGGAACAUCCAGCGCCCCAACGUUUGGAAUCUCACUUGCAAGUUAAUGCUGAUGCCUUCUGCGAUGAGUUAACCACUAAUCUUAUGAAAUUGGAAAAGCUCUAGUUUCGUUCUCCUGUCUCCUAUCUGAUGAAGAAAAGAACCCAUGGGAGGUUGCAGGAGACACCUGUAAGCGAUAUCGGCUUGGUUUCAGUUGCUCAGCUAAGCAUUCUGCUGACUGAUCAUAUCUGGAUGCUUCUUUGACUCUUGUCAUUUAAUGUGAAUACUCUCACUUAGUACGAAUACCACUGGUAUAAAUAGCUGUGACAGAAUUAAGAAGCACACAGAGAAUAUAUUGAAGAAUGUCUUGAUUUUCUUAAAAAUGUAGUACAACACUUUCUGUUUCCCAAUCAUUUUUAUCUCUUUUUCUAAGAUACAGAAUAACUUACAGGAACUGCUUGAAGAUGGUGAAUGAAAUGUUUAUGUUCUUGGACUGCUUCAGACUUCAUUCAUCUUGCUUGACAAACAGAUUCAAAGGAGCUCUGCUGGACGGAGUUCAAGCUUCUUUAUUUUCAGUCCAAGCCAAGGUUAAACUGGUGAUGCUCAUGUCACAACUCAGAAAGUCAUGUUAUUGUUUAACUGUGUUUGUCUGCAUGUUUUGAAAAUAAGGUUUUUUUUUUUCCUUCUUUAUGGUGUGUGAAGUAGUUAAUGGAUUUUACAGUUUGUUUGAUUUUAGCUUUCCUUACACCAGUGCAAACCUGAAGCAACUCCUUUUACCUCAGCCUUCCUUUUCUGCCUCUCUUCAUGUACUUGUAAGUAAGCAUUUCAGACACGAUUCAUAUGCUGACAUGUUGUGUGAAUGAGCUGGUGUGUGUCUCACAGCUGUGGCUAUGGAUCAGGGCUGUGCUUUUUACUUUCUGUCCUAUCAUCCCAAAGAUUAAAACCAAACACCUCUGUGUUUGAUUCUGUGGAGUACUGAAUGUUUAAUGUGUGCUUAAGCUCUCAGGUGCUGUAAAAAGUCUCGAUUCCAUAUUCUGUGGCACUGGAUCACUGCUGAGCAUGAAGUCCAUUUCUACUGGGGAUUCAUUUUACGUCAAAGUCGAGCUUGAAAUAUGUGUGAACUUGCCAACUCACCAUUAAAUUGCUUGUGAAUAGCAUUAUGGGUAUGACAUGUCUGUCUGGAAAACCGUUUUUUCUAUCUGCUCUGUCUCUGUCCUUUAAGUUAAUUCAUCAGUGUGAAGAUCUCAGCUAGCUUUCCUUAGAGCUGCAUAGAGCCUUGGUUAGCCAAGCAAGUACAUUUCAUAUUCCAAUUUAUAUAAGUCUAGUCCUGAUAUGGAACAGAUAUUUCCAAAUAAUAGAAACUGACAAAUUACUGAAAUUAUUUUUAUUGCCACGUUCUUAACUGAAAGAAAAGGUGGACAUCUGCUUUGUUACAUCACAAUAUUUUUUCACCUUACCUAGUAGGAUAACUGUUUUGGAUUUUUUUUAGCUUUCUGAUUCACAGAGCAGACUGGUUCAUCUGAAAAAGCAAUAUUUAGGAUAAUGACAACUUGUGUAUGCAAUAUUACUGUUUAUAUAUGCUCUGCAUUUUAUAACCAUUUCUGUGAAAUGCACCUUACUUUGUUUAAAUAAACUUUUUUGAAACAAGCAA